Messenger RNA from Tyto alba (common barn owl), 1430 nucleotides. RefSeq names its product stimulated by retinoic acid 8 (gene STRA8). The record is from RefSeq and is a predicted model, not a curated record. Bases 143 to 1195 code for a protein of 350 amino acids. Lineage: Eukaryota; Metazoa; Chordata; Aves; Strigiformes; Tytonidae. The transcript has 9 exons. Gene Ontology annotation, biological process: meiotic cell cycle; cellular response to retinoic acid.
CGGGCCGGGCGCGAUCGGCCGAUCCACGGGGGCUUCCGGCGUGGGCCCCCACGGGCUUCUCCGGGCCGGCCUUUCCGCUCCUGGCUGUAGAAGAAAGAGCAGGGCCAGGCGUUCUUACCUCUAGGCAGCGCUUGCGCUUCUGAUGGAGACAGCUGGAGACUGUGGGAAGUCACAUGCCAGAGUGAGUCACAAUCCCCCGACACACCUGCAAGAGGUAGAACCCUGCGUGGCAAAGCGGCGCUUGUCACAGGCAUGCCACCGGGCUACGCUGGCAGGACUCUUAGGUGGCUUGCGGGGAGCUGUUUUAUCCCAGUCAGACCACUCAGCCUCAAAGUAUCAGGUUUUGCGUAAGACUAAGAAAUCUAUCCAGAAGCUGGAGCAAACCUUGGGUUCUUUGCUGAAGAUGAAAGAGUCCUUCGGUCUGGAGGAUGGAAACCCGUCCAGCUUGGAGGAAGUAAGGGAGGAAUAUGUCAAGAGGCACUUCAGCAAUGACAGCACUGCAUCAGCCGUGGAAACUGUGAGUGAGAGUGACUCUACCGUCUGGUAUUUGAUAGAAGAAUGUGAAAAACAAACACUGGAAGAAGAUGGGAAGCCAGAACUGAUCCAGUCUUCAGACACUUCAUCCCCGGAACUGGUGGAAUUUGAACGAUACCUGUAUUUUUAUAAGCACACAGUGGACCUGCUGAUAGAGCAUGGAAUUGUUUGCAUUGAGGAGGUGCCUCUUCCUGAGGUCUCCACAACUAUUUCCCACCUCUGGCAAGAGCUUUCUGAAGAAAGGAGAGACAGCAUUUUGCAGUAUUGUAGCCAGAGAGAUUUCCUCAUGAACCCUAAGGCUGCUUGCCAGGAGCCUGCGUGCACUGAAGGUAGUGUGAGGGACAGCCAGGGUAACAGUGAGGAAGCCACUGGUUCCUCAGUCUCCACACCAGAAGAAGUAAUGUUUGAAGAUGCGUUUGAUGUUGCUGCUGGUUCCCUUGACAGAAGUGAGACUCAGGGAAUGUCUAGCCAGAGUUCAGCAUUUGCAAGCUGCACUUCUGAAAAUCCAGAGGAUCACCACAGACUCUAUCUGCAGAUCACCGAGUUCCUAAAAAGCCUCUUCUUUGCUAAUACACAGUUUUGCCAGGAAGAAGAUCUUCAGUUCGAUUAUGAGACUGUGAUGCUGAGGUGCACUGAGACCUUCGAUGAUGAAGACUUCUAAACCGUAUCUCUGUUUGCUAAUGUUUUGCAAGUAUUGCCAGGCACACCAGGCAUGUGAAGAAACUGCAUGUCUUUCAGUGAAGCACCUCUCUGAGCAAGGUUUGGAGACACCAUGUUAGAGUGGUUUGUUACCGUUGACUUCCCAUUCCCUCAUCAGUGCUUCUUGAUAUAUCAGUUGAGUAACUUAUAUCUUUAAAAGUUCCAGGUGUUAGAUAUUUAUAAAAACUUAAGAAAUA